Messenger RNA from Trichechus manatus latirostris (Florida manatee), 3715 nucleotides. It is a transcript of the gene SPRING1, whose product is annotated as SREBF pathway regulator in golgi 1. Bases 142 to 759 code for a protein of 205 amino acids. NCBI's taxonomy places the organism in Eukaryota, Metazoa, Chordata, Mammalia, Sirenia, Trichechidae. Gene Ontology annotation, biological process: positive regulation of SREBP signaling pathway. The record is from RefSeq and is a predicted model, not a curated record. The transcript has 5 exons.
CCGGGAGUUGGUGGGUCGGGGCUAUUGGGCUGGCUACCACCUGACGGAAUGGAGCUGCCGGGCACUUAGGGGCCAUGUCGCCCGGUCCCCGGGCCUGCCGCGCUUCACGCCCCGGCCGCCGCUCCCCGCGUCCGCGCCGGGAUGGUGAACGUGGCGGCCAUGGUGUGGCGCCGGGUGCUGAGGAAGAGAUGGGUGCUCGCCCUGGUCUUCGGGCUCUCGCUCGUCUACUUCCUCACCAGCACCUUCAAGCAGGAGGAGAGAGCAGUGAGAGAUCGGAAUCUCCUCCAGGUUCAAGACCAUGAUCAGCCCAUUCCCUGGAAAGUACAGUUUAACUUGGGCAAUAGCAGUCGGCCAAGCAAUCAGUGCCGUAACUCCAUUCAAGGGAAGCAUCUCAUCACAGAUGAACUUGGAUAUGUUUGUGAAAGGAAGGAUUUGCUGGUGAAUGGUUGCUGUAAUGUCAACGUCCCUAACACAAAGCAGUAUUGCUGUGACGGCUGCUUGUCUAAUGGCUGCUGCAGCGCCUAUGAGUACUGUGUCUCCUGCUGUCUGCAACCCAACAAGCAACUUCUCCUGGAGCGCUUCCUUAACCGGGCAGCCGUGGCAUUCCAGAACCUCUUCAUGGCAGUAGAAGAUCACUUUGAAUUGUGUUUGGCUAAAUGCAGGACCUCAUCCCAGAGCGUGCAGCACGAGAACACCUAUAGGGAUCCCAUAGCAAAGUACUGCUACGGAGAGAGCCCUCCCGAGCUCUUCCCUGCGUGAUGGGCGCAGAGGACUUAAAGCAGGGUGAGAAGGGCACUGCUGAAGGACUGCCACCUGAAGCCAGACUUGAGUGUCCACGCUGCUGCGAUGGAAGAAGACAAAGGCGGCGUGAGGAAACCUCGGCGUUGACCCUUUCUUGUGUUGUACUCUUUGGCUUCUCUCAGUGCCUGGGCUUUACCAGGUGGAACUGUACUGUAAAGCAGCCUGGAAACUCCAGCCCUUCUCUCCCAGAAAAGACUAAACUACGGGCCGAGCUUCCGGUGCGGUUGACAUUCUUGAAUGACUCUGACGUACCUGCAAAGGGAAAUGUGACUUGUGUUACCUCUGUGUCCGAAGUCAAGUUUUCGCUUACAUUUUUGACCUGGGCCCUUCCACUGUAAAAUUAUUUAUUGAGUUUCUUUGGUGUAGUAGGAAAGUUAUAAUGUUUUGUGUAGGAAAAUGCCUUGCCUUUCUAGUUGAAUAUAUUCAAGGAAAUUAGUUUUUUGUUGUUGUUCUUGUGUUUGAUCAGUUAAAUUAUUCUUUUGCCCAGAUAAAAUGUUUUGUUUCUUAGAAUGUGGAUCUUCUGCCUAGAAUAUUUUUGUUUUUGUUUUAACAGCAUCUUCCAGAGUGGUCCCUGAACACCAACGUUCUAACCAUAUCCUGACAUAUAAAAUUAUCUGAAAAGUCAAAGACACUGUUGCAUUCUAAUCAUGUGCAAGAUCUCUAGCAGUUCAUACCCUAUGACUUGCACUUGAAAUAGUUCAUAGCUAGCCUACAUUUAGAAAAAGAGGAAAAGAAACCCCAACUUCCUGCCAAAGUGCUCUAAGAGACUCUCAUGGUGCCCUUGGCGGGGAGGGGCAGUGGGGUGUGGAGCUGUGUUUGAUUGUCAUGACUUAGAGGAUGCCUGGCUCGUGGGUUGUGGGGUGUCCUGGAUCCACACACUUGAGGUGCUCCCCGUUUUUCUGGUGUAACACUGAAUCUCUCUGGCUUGAGGCUUAAAGUAUUUGGUUCUAAGGUCACGAUAUUGUGCCCCUUGAAUAGUAUUGCUUUUUGAUUUCAGGAGCCACAUUAACUCACAACUCUUUCUUGGAGUCCCUCACUAUCCUUGGGAUUGGACAAGGCCUCUUUCAUUUUCUUCGUUGUUCACAUUGUUGAUCUGGGAGCAGGGCUCACUACUCACCAUCUCACCGCUUUGGGUUUACCUGUCGUGUUGUGGGGGAUGACCUUGUAGCGUAGUGGUUAAGAGCUCAGGCUGCUAACCGAAAGGUCGACAGUUUGAAUCCACCAGCUGCUCCUUGGAAACCCCAUGAGGCAGUUCUACCUAUUCUGUACUGUUGCUGUGAGUCGGAAUCGACUCGACAACAAUAAAUUUAUUGUGUUGGGAACAAGAGUUACCUCUAGUUUUAUGAUGAACUUUCAACAGUUUUGUCAGUGAUGCUUUCUCCUUUGGCUUCCAGUAUGUUUUUACAGUACACAGUGGUAAUCCUUAACUUCCUCCUCCUACGUUUCACACUUACCUUCCCAGAGUACUUUGCUCUCCGAAACAGGCCUUCUGAGAGGGUCAGCAAAAAAGAGGAAUACCCUUGACGAGGUGGAUUGACACAGUGGCUGCAAACAAUGGGCUCAAACAUAGCAACGAUUGUGAGGAUGGCGCAAGACUGGGCAGUGUUUCGUUCUGUUGUACACAGGGUUGCUAGGAGUCAGAACCAACUCGAUGGCACCUAACAACAACAGAGAGUAAACUGUCAGGCAGUUGUUUUUUAAUGCUAGACACGAAGGAAUUUACUCUGUUUGCAUUGUACUUCUUGGAUUCUAUGUGUAUUCCCUGGUGCUAAAUCUUUGCGUGUAGAAGAAUUGUGGCAUGCCUGAAUGUUUUACGACCUUACUCUUUUUGGUAACUCAGAAUUUGAGUGUCUGUCUUCCUCUGGUUGUCAUUGGUAUCAGCAGCAUCUUUGAGCUUAUCUUAACCCUUGAGCAACCUAACACAGAUUUAAUGUGACGACAUUACAUUGUAGGCCAACCGUGUCUACUGACUGGUCGUCUCCAGCUUUGUAGUUGAAUAACACGUCGUACGUUUUCAGUGCUUUCACGAACAAUAACUAUCACCUUUGGAGAGAGAAUUAAGCCUGCUUGUGUUCCCACCUCGUCGAUGAGGAAAUAGCAAGAGGUGAAGUGACUUCCCAGAGUCCCCACUGAGAGUUAAUGGCAGAAGCAGAAUAAGCACUUCAUCUGCGACUCCUGGUCCAGCGUCUUUUCCACCGCUUCUUGCCCGUUCCAAGGCUGACUCAUCUGUAAACAUCUCUCUUGAGGGCGUAUGUAUUUCAGUUGUCCAGGCCAAAAGAGGGGAGAGGUGGCAUAAAUAUCCAAAUUAAGUUGAUAAUCCAAAGGUCAUUUUCAGUUGGCCAUGGAAUAUGUUUUUUGUACUUAAGUCAGUUAGGGGUAUGUUCACUGUUUUGGGAAUUCGCGACACUUCGGACUACAUAAUGAAGCCAUGACACCGAAGGACCUAGAAUGACGCUCGCCUCCCCAGCCUUCCAACCAAAGAUCCCUUUCUGCCCCCUACUCACUGCUCUCUACUCUCUGGUUUGUUUCUAGAAAUAGGGACCUUGUCGUAUUUUGUAUGUUAGAGCCUAGCAAAAUGUGUAAUUGAUGCUUGGAAUUUAGGAAAAGGUCACAGAAGGGGAGAAAACAUCUUCUUUGCUUUAGAGAAAAUGUGUUACUGAGUGUUUUGGGCUAAAGGUAGUUUGGUAAUUCCAAGUCUUUUCCCCCAUUCUGAAUCCUUCAUUUACUGGAGCUAUAAAGAUGAACUGUGGGCAUAGCAGGGAAAGAAGUGUACAGUAGAGUAUAAAUAGGGCUCUGAUACCCACUCCCCCCACAAAAAAAAGCCUUAAACCCAUUGCUGUUGAGUGAAUUCCAACUCAUAGCAACCCUAUAGGACAGAGUAGAACUUCCCCAUACGGUUUCCAAGGCUGUAAUC